AUGCGACACUAUGGAACAUGGCUAUCAUCCCGAGGUGCUGCCUUCAAGAGCUUUCUGCGCGAGAGCGGGGCGUACAUGCCAAACCACGACGUUGCACACCCAGUGCCAGGCAGUGCCAGGCAGUGCCAGGCAGUGCCAGGCAGUGCCAGGCAGUGCCAGGCAGUGCCAGGCUGCGCACAUGUCCUUGAGACGGUGACCUCACGAAGCCGAGGUCGCGUCGCUGCAGUUGCAUGGAAGGUUCCUGGAUGCAGGAGAAACGCAGCUGUUGCGGUGCCGAUCUCUGCGAGGCCGCGUGGAGGCCGCUACUGGGACAUUGAGUUGAAGCUGCAUGAGUACUUGACGUCCGUCAACUGGACCUGGAGCUUCGACUCGAGGGAGCUGAUGCCCUUCGGCCUUUGCACACCGACCUCCUGCUCGACGGGACACCUGCGGACGGAGGUGGUGCCCCGCUUUGUUGGCCACAUGCUCGGCUUGAACACGACGACCGUCAGCCUGGGUGCAGCAUCUGGUGCUGUGCUGGUGAUUCACGAGCUUGCUCUUUGGCAGGAGCUCCCCUUGGACUUCGUGAUAGCCGGCAUCAAUCGAUGCGGCACGACGUCCUUGCACUACAACUUGGGCCAACACCCAGAAGUGUCUUUCAUGAAGACCAGCGGCGAGGACACAACCCUGAUGCAUCGGACCAUCCUACCCCGCCGGGAGGACGUCGAGGCCUUCCGGAAGCGUGCAGGCACGACCCGACUGCUCGGUUAUCGCCACUCUGGAAUCUUCACCAGCAGCAGACUUCUGCACGGACUUCGCAGAAUCCCUAACCUUCGGGCUCUCCUUGUCCUCUGCGAGCCCAUGGGUCGGAUCGAACGCUUCUUCCUGGUGGACACGCUUCAGCCUUGCCGAGACCUCCGAGACUUGAGCCAGCUGGGGAGCCAAGAUGAGGACAAGCAGGGUUCCCCAAUCGACGCCUUACAGGCACCGUCAACUCCGCCGCGAUGCUGGACCAGUGUGGCAGCAGCGUUGGAGGACCCGGACGGCGGGUUCCAGUCUGAGGAGCACCGCCGAAAGUUGCAGAGCAACCCGAAUGCCGCGCAGCACCCGCUUCUGGAGCGCCAUCUGAUCGGCUCAUUCCUGCCAGGUAUUCGGAAGCUCUUCGGCGAUCGGCUCCUAAUGGUUUAUCAGGACUCUCUCCGCCACAAUGCCAGAGAGACCUGGAAUCGCAUGGCCGCUUUCUUGGGCGCAUCCCCUUUUCACGCGCAGGCCGACUUCCCGCAGAAGAACACGCUCCCGGGCCACCGCACGGACCUCUGCUACAACGCCUCGCUGGUGCAGCGCUUCAAGUGGCUGCUGGAGCCCGAGUACCGCGCCAUCGAAGAGGCCUUGAAGACGUCUGGCGAAGCUGUUCCGUUGGGGCUCCAGCAACGGCAGACCCGCUGUGAGCGGGAUGGAUUGACAAAGCCGCGGCUCAUGAUCGAGGCCACGCCACUCUUCUACAGAUCCGUUAUCCAAGAUGAUGCGGGUGCCGGAUUGCUAUGGGUAGGCGUGGAGGGGCUGUUGAGUGAGAGCGCCGCGACAGAGGCGCUGCCUUCAAAAGCUUUCUGCACGAGAGCGGGGCGCACAUGCGAAACCACGAUGCUGCAUCCCCAGCGCCAGGCUGCGCACAUGUCUCUGAUCGUGCGCAAAGCCGAGGUCACGUCGUUGCAGUUGCAUGGAAGGUUCGUGGAUGCCGCAGAGACACAGUUGCUGCGGUGCCGAUCUCUGCGAGGCCACGAGCUUGCGACUUGUUGCGCGAAUUUCUUGGGCAAACUUGUCGGCAUGUUCAACGUCGUUUGGGUGUGGAGGCUGAAGCUGCAUGAGUACCUGACGUCCGUCAACUGGUCCUGGACCUUUGAGUCUGGGAAGGCGCUGAUGCCCUUCGGCCUUUGUGCACCGACGUCCUGCUCGACCGAACACCUCCGGACGGAGGUGGUGCCCCACUUUGUUGGGAACGUUCUAGGCUUGAACACGACGAGCGUGAGGCUGGGUGCAGCAUCCGGUGCUGUGCUGGUGAUUCACGAGCUCGCUCUUUGGCAGGAGCUCCCCUUGGACUUCGUGAUAGCCGGCAUCAGUCGAUGUGGCACGACGUCCUUGCAUUACAACUUGGGCCAACACCCAGAAGUGUCUUUCAUGGAGACCAGCGGUGAGGACACGACUCUGAUGCAUCAGACCAUCCUACCCCGCCGGGAGGACGUCGAGGUCUUCCGGAAGCGUGCCGGAGCGACUCGACUGCUCGGUUAUCGCCGCUCCGGGAUCUUCACCAGCAGCAGACUCCUGCACGGACUUCGCAGAAUCCCUAACCUUCGGGCUCUCCUUGUCCUCUGCGAGCCCAUGGGUCGGAUCGAACGCUUCUUCCUGGUGGACACGCUUCAGCCUUGCCGAGACCUCCGAGACUUGAGCCAGCUGGGGAGCCAAGAUGAGGACAAGCAGGGUUCCCCAAUCGACGCCUUACAGGCACCGUCAACUCCGCCGCGAUGCUGGACCAGUGUGGCAGCAGCGUUGGAGGACCCGGACGGCGGGUUCCAGUCUGAGGAGCACCGCCGAAAGUUGCAGAGCAACCCGAAUGCCGCGCAGCACCCGCUUCUGGAGCGCCAUCUGAUCGGCUCAUUCCUGCCAGGUAUUCGGAAGCUCUUCGGCGAUCGGCUCCUAAUGGUUUAUCAGGACUCUCUCCGCCACAAUGCCAGAGAGACCUGGAAUCGCAUGGCCGCUUUCUUGGGCGCAUCCCCUUUUCACGCGCAGGCCGACUUCCCGCAGAAGAACACGCUCCCGGGCCACCGCACGGACCUCUGCUACAACGCCUCGCUGGUGCGGCGCUUCAAGUGGCUCCUGGAGCCCGAGUACCGCGCCAUCGAAGAGGCAGAGCCUCCGGUUCUAGCUGCUGCGGGCCUCGGGGGCCGGGGCGCGUCGGCCUGGAGUCAUUGCUGCGUUUUGCUGCCCAUGUUGGCCUGCGACGCGCGCUGUGGAACAUGUGCUUGCGAAGACCGGCCGAGCGGCACCGUGCGCAUCGACUUGGCAGAGCUGCUCCAUCGCGGAACAUGUGGUGUGCCUGCGGAAGCUACGCCGCCCGAGCCACGCGACGGAGCAGCCAGCCCUACACUCAAAGAAGAACUCGUCACCAGACAGAGCUCAGGAGUCUCACAACUGCACAAGCUGCAAAGCCCACGUGAGGAGCAAGCUGAGGAAGCAGACCCUCACUUUCGGCUGCAGCUUAGCAGCUUCCUUGAGAAGCAUGGCUUCUCCGGAAUCAAUGUUCCCAGGCGGUCAUUCCUGCGCAAGACUUUUGCUCUGCACAAGGCUGCCGAGCUGGCAGACGUAGCGACGACCACUUUGCUGCUGGCUGAAGGCGCAGACGUGUCGCUCCGGAACUCUUCUGGCAGGACUGCGGCAGAUGUUGCAAAGAAGAAGGACAACUGUGGCUCUCACGCAGCAGUCUUCAAUUUGCUUGUAGAAGCUGGAACAACACGGGCCUCGACCAAAACCCAGCCGCAUCCACCGUUUGCCAACAAGCCCUGA
This is a messenger RNA of Symbiodinium natans, 3537 nucleotides long. The record is from the annotation of a GenBank genome assembly. NCBI's taxonomy places the organism in Eukaryota, Dinophyceae, Suessiales, Symbiodiniaceae.